Molecule: messenger RNA, 1344 nt
Organism: Rattus rattus (black rat)
Lineage: Eukaryota; Metazoa; Chordata; Mammalia; Rodentia; Muridae
Product: heterogeneous nuclear ribonucleoprotein A1-like
Exons: 1
Coding region: 196-1023 (275 amino acids)
Molecular function (GO): RNA binding
Source: RefSeq, a predicted model, not a curated record
UUUCUGCUCUUUGACGCUGGCGAGGAAGCAUCGCUGAACGCUCUCAUCAUCCUACCGUCAUGUCUAAGUCAAGAGUCCCCCAAGGAACCGGAACAGCUGCGGAAGCUCUUCAUUGGAGGGCUGAGCUUCGAAACAACCGACGAGAGUCUGAGGAGCCAUUUUGAGCAAUGGGGAACACUCACCGACUGUGUGGUAAUGAGAGAUCCAAACACCAAAAGAUCCAGAGGCUUUGGGUUUGUCACAUAUGCCACUGUGGAGGAAGUGGAUGCUGCCAUGAAUGCAAGACCACACAAGGUGGAUGGAAGAGUUGUGGAACCUAAGAGAGCUGUGUCAAGAGAAGAUUCUCAGAGACCAGGUGCCCACUUAACUGUGAAGAAGAUCUUUGUUGGCGGUAUUAAAGAAGACACUGAAGAACAUCACCUACGAGAUUAUUUUGAGCAGUAUGGGAAAAUUGAAGUGAUUGAAAUUAUGACUGACAGAGGCAGUGGAAAAAAGAGGGGAUUUGCGUUUGUCACCUUUGAUGACCAUGACUCUGUGGAUAAGAUUGUUAUUCAGAAAUACCAUACUGUGAAUGGCCACAACUGUGAAGUAAGAAAGGCUCUGUCGAAACAAGAGAUGGCUAGUGCUUCAUCCAGCCAGAGAGGUCGAAGUGGUUCCGGAAACUUUGGUGGUGGUCGUGGAGGUGGUUUUGGUGGCAAUGACAAUUUUGGUCGAGGAGGGAACUUCAGUGGUCGUGGUGGCUUUGGUGGCAGCCGUGGUGGUGGUGGAUAUGGUGGCAGUGGGGAUGGCUAUAAUGGAUUUGGCAAUGAUGGAAGCAAUUUUGGAGGUGGUGGAAGCUACAAUGAUUUUGGCAAUUACAACAACCAGUCAUCAAAUUUUGGACCGAUGAAAGGAGGAAACUUUGGAGGCAGGAGCUCUGGCCCUUAUGGUGGUGGAGGCCAGUACUUUGCUAAACCACGAAACCAAGGUGGCUAUGGAGGUUCCAGCAGCAGCAGUAGCUAUGGCAGUGGCAGGAGGUUCUAAUUACAGCCAGGAAACAAAGCUUAGCAGGAGAGGAGAGCCAGAGAAGUGACAGGGAAGCUACAGGUUACAACAGAUUUGUGAACUCAGCCAAGCACAGUGGUGGCAGGGCCUAGCUGCUACAAAGAAGACAUGUUUUAGACAAUACUCAUGUGUGUGGGCAAAAACUCCAGGACUGUAUCUGUGACUAAUUGUAUAACAGGUUAUUUUAGUUUCUGUUCUGUGGAAAGUGUAAAGCAUUCCAACGAAGGGUUUUACUGUAGACCUUUUUCACCCAUGCUGUUGAUUGCUAAAUGUAAAAGUCUGAUCAUGACGCUGAAUAAA